Messenger RNA from Meira miltonrushii, 862 nucleotides. Its product is annotated as P-loop containing nucleoside triphosphate hydrolase protein. The record is from RefSeq and is a predicted model, not a curated record. Lineage: Eukaryota; Fungi; Basidiomycota; Exobasidiomycetes; Exobasidiales; Brachybasidiaceae. Gene Ontology annotation, cellular component: cytoplasm. The coding region runs from base 46 to 834 and encodes 262 amino acids. The transcript has a single exon.
GCUAAACAUUAGCAUACACUCCUUCUUCCUUCUUGACACCACAUAAUGCUAGCAAAGAUGGCAAAGACAAUCGUUGUUGGUGUUGGAGGACCAACAAGCUCAGGCAAGACAACAAUAGCAAAACACCUGCUGGCAUUAAUACCACCAAAGAUCGGAGUAAUAUUACAUCAAGAUGAUUUCGCAUUACCGGAAGAAAGUUUACCUUUUAAUGAAACCCUACAAGCGCGGGAUUGGGAUAAUCCGAUAGGAACGAUUGAUUAUAAACGAAUGAAAGAAGUACUCCAGCACGCCAAAGCGUUUGGAAAGCUACCCGAUCAUCAUUCUUCACAUGAUCAUUUGAACUUACAACCUGAACGUCCACUCGACACGCCUUUUGCAAACGAAUGCAAACAAAGACUUGCUGAUGCGCUCCGCAAACAUCCUGAAAUUCAACAUAUCAUCUUUGCUGAUGGAUUCUUGCUCUAUUAUGAUGCUCAGGUACGGAAACAGAUGGAUAUCAGACUCUUUUUACGCUGUGAUCGAGCUACUCUGGAAAGCAGGAGGAACGAGCGAGGAGGAUAUGCGACUGCUGAGAAUACAGUAUGGCAAGAUCCACCAGGAUAUUUUGAGCAUGUGAUCUGGCCAGGCUACGUUCAAGCACACAAGAACAUGUUCGUAAAUGAGGACAUCGAGCAUGGCUCGCUGGUAGACGUCAAAGAAGAUCAACCUACGGAUGGAGCUCCUGUGAAGAACUUGCUACUGAUAGAAGGACAAGGGACACAUAUAAAUGACGUGGUCAAAUCAUCUGUGAACGAGAUCGUACGCUUUCUGGAUGCCACACCAUCUGCCAGCUAAUCGAGUACUGUACAAUAAUAUAGACAUU